AAGCCCCCAAAAUACUAAAAACGAGCGGGCACCAUUCCACCAGCCCAUCCUCACCGGGAUUCACUCCUCCGCCGGCGUCUUCCGACCCGCAGCUCAUACGCCUUCACUCCGUCCGCCGUGCGCAUCAGAGGCCAUCGCGAUUUCUCCCACAAAUUUCCGGCGGCCUCAUAGAUUUAGAGAAAUGAGAUUCACAUUUGACCUAGAAGAACCAGACUCCAACAUCGACAACCGCCAAUCUGUAACUCCGCCGUCAAACACCCCUAAAGAAGAGGCGGAAUGGAUUCCAUUGCAAAACCACCCUGUGUUCGCCGCUGCAGAUGGUGUCGCCGCCCAAACUACCGUCACCUCCAAAUUGCCCAAAAACCUUCUGGCUUGGGACGGAGCUUCCCGGCUCUACUAUUGGGACUCUUCCAGACGCUGUUUGCACCGAAUCUCCAUUCGUUUGGGUGAACCAGACUCAAGCUUUGUCCUCGCUUCUUCUCCUUCUAAGGUUUUGCAAGCUGAUGUGCAAGUAAAUUUUGAGGUGGAUAAGAUUUCCAUUAAUAGAAAUGGCUCAGCAAUAUUCUUAGUUGGCAUGGAGGGCCUGUGCAUUAUGUAUCUCUAUGGGCGGACUUCAUCAAAAGAAAAUGCAAUUAUUUGCCGGACUGUUUUUGCAGGCCGAGAUAUUUACUUCAAUGGAAAAAAUUCUGUACGCACAUUACGCAUAUCUUGGCACCCUUUCAGUGACACCCAUCUGGGAAUUCUUUCUUCAGAUUCAGUUUUCAGAAUGUUUGACUUAUCCUCGUCACUUGAACAACCAGAGCAAGAGUAUUAUAUGCAGCCUAUAGAAUAUGGGACUUCUCGUGAUGCAACAUCAAUUUGUCCUGUUGAUUUUUCUUUUGGAGGUGAUCACUUGUGGGACAGAUUCAGUGUCUUUGUGUUGUUUAGUGAUGGCUCUGUUUAUGUUCUGUGCCCAGUUGUUCCUUUUGGAAGUGUGUACAAAUGGGAAUUCAUAUUGGAAUUAUACAAUGAUACUCAUGCCUUUGGGUUGAAAUCUACAAAUUCAAGAGCCAAUAAAAAUUCUAAUUUGGCAGUUUCUUGGUUAGAAGCUACAUUUCCUGAGAUAAGUCAUGGAGAUGUACAAAGCGGGAAUCUCUGUGCACUUCGAGCUCAACCUUAUGCUUUCUUUGAUGUCUCUAUUGUACUACAGGGACCUCUUCGCAAAAUUUCUGAAAAUACAGAAGAUCCUCUAGCUCAAUCGGCUAUAUGUGAAGGAUGUGCCGUAAGCUUUCUUUACAAUUUAGUAAGCAAGGAUUCAAUUCUGGUAACUGCCUGGAGUGGUGGACAACUCCAAAUAGAUGCUUUAGCUGAUGAAAUCCAACCUGUUUGGAAAGUUGGUUGCCCGGCCCGUAUUCGUGUUGAUACCAAUGACCGUAUUGUUGGCCUUGCCAUGAUUUCUGAAGUUGCUCACAGUGACCACUCUACGUCAAAUCCUGAUUUACCACCACUUUUGAGGUUGGCCAUAGUUGAUCUAUCACUACCUAAAAAAUCCGGUUAUACAAUCUCGAUGUCUGUUGACCCUGUCAUGGCAGAAAGAAUAUAUUGUCUUCAUACUGGAGGGGUGGAUUCGGUAGUCUUGCAUUUUCUUCCCUUCACAAACCAGAAUAUUUACAAGGAUGAAUCUGUCAAAAGCCCAUCUGUUUGUCCUGUUAUCACAACUUGCCAUGAAGAAUCAUCUCUUCCUUCCCCGUUAUGUGGUUUCUUGGCCCUGUCAGAUCCAUUUGGAGAUUCAUGGGUAGUGGGGCUAACUUGUAACUUCCAGUGCAUUGUUCUGGAGAUGGAAACGUGGAACGUAAUGCCCCAUGUUGUGGAUGAAGUGGGGGAACCAACUUGUUUGAAAGAGGGGACGAAAGAUGUGAAUGGCCAAACUGUUAUAAGUAGAGAACUCCUUACUGGACCUAAGGUUGCUCUUUUACCACCUUCUUCACAAAAUCUACGUUCGGUUACAUCAGAUUCAAUUGAGGGUCGGGCAGCAUUGCAUCAGUACUUCAAACUUUUCCAUGAAAAUUAUGUGGAAUAUGCUCAUAAGGUGCACUUUGAACUCCAGCACCAUGCGCCUCAUUUGAAGAAAAUCGUUGAUGAGCAGCAUUCUCGGCUACGAGAAUCACAGCAGAAGCUUGUGAAAGUUGAAAAGAAUCAUGAAAAUAUAGGGAACCGUUUUGAGAAUGCAGUUCAGCGUCACAAUGCCAUAGAAGACCGAUUUCAAAGGCUGAGAUCUUUGUCAGCAGCACAUAGACGAUCACUAUCAAGAUCCGAGCAAGUGUUCAAGUCGAAACUGGACAAGAUGAGUGGGGUUGAGCUGGAUGCCUUGAGAUCUUCCAUUGAAGCAUUGAAUGCGAGGCUGUCACGGUACACCCAUUCCACCCAGCUGAACCAAAAACCAAACGCGCCGAAGAGAGAAAUGCCAACCGGGAGGAGAAACCACGUCCUACAUAACGAAAUGUCUCAUCUGAAAGCCUCACUUGAAAAGCUCUCUCUCACCAACAGCGAAAACACCAAAAAAGUGAAGCUGGUCGAGUCGGCAUUGCAAACCCGUGAAGUGAGUAGUGGCUUGUGAAGUUUCAAUCCCGUCCCUCGUAUUCGGCUGUCUUGAUCUUCAGGUACCAGUUUAGAACAUUUAUGUACAUGAUUUGUUAUUUACGGCCAGUGCGGGCGGUGAGGGACCCUAUGAUUUUGGAUUUUGGUGUAAUUUAGGAAUGGCUUCAUGUUAGUUGUCUAUUUAAAAUAUAGUUUUUUGGAUUGG
Messenger RNA from Cuscuta campestris, 2782 nucleotides. The record is from the annotation of a GenBank genome assembly. NCBI's taxonomy places the organism in Eukaryota, Viridiplantae, Streptophyta, Magnoliopsida, Solanales, Convolvulaceae.